This is a messenger RNA of Calidris pugnax (ruff), 5766 nucleotides long. Its product is annotated as interferon-induced very large GTPase 1-like. The coding region runs from base 1 to 5733 and encodes 1910 amino acids. The record is from RefSeq and is a predicted model, not a curated record. NCBI's taxonomy places the organism in Eukaryota, Metazoa, Chordata, Aves, Charadriiformes, Scolopacidae. The transcript has a single exon. Gene Ontology annotation, molecular function: GTP binding.
AUGGGUUUCCAGGACGACAUACCAGAGGAUGAUAAAAAGGCUAAAAAGCUGCUGGCAGAAGCAUGUGAGAAGGAAGGGCUGGAUUGUGCGUACUGGCUCCCCAAACUGUCCCAGAAGCUGGGUGUCAAGUCCAGAGAAGCCCUGAAACACCUGCAGUACGAAGACUACCUGGAGCUGGAGUGCGAAGUACGGUACCGCUGGGAAAAACAGGCGCUCCAGAAACUCCUGGAACUAACAGAGAACAAAGGAAGAUUUGAGAAGCUGCAGAAGGAGUGCUUGGUGUAUAUCCCAGUGUGGGAUAUAAUCCUCUUCAAUUCUAGAAAUGACUUUAGGUCUACCUAUCAAGUGAGCAGCAGCCUCAGGGCUGCACACGAAGCACUAACGACUCAGAGUGCCAGCCCCAUGUUUGGAGAGGAGCUGGUCAGUGCGAUAGAAGAGGCCAGGGUUUUCAUGGAGCACGUGAAGGGCUGGGACUUAACGGUGAUUGAAAGGAAGCUGCUCAAGCUGAUUAAUUUCAAAGAGCGUCUGAACGAAAAAACCAAGAACCAUAGUGUCUGGGUCAACGUGUGCCUGUCGGACAAAGCUCUGCAGGAGUUCCUGGGGAACAUCGUUGAGUUUUGCAAGAGCUCACCUCCAGACAACAUCACCUAUAUCAAGUCUCUGCUGAGGUGCCUCCUGGAUCCUUACAUCAACUCUGUCAAGGACUUCCCCAGCUCUUCCUCCAUUAUGCAAUGGAUCUUCCACACUGAGAAAACGCUUCCCGAAACUCCCAAUGUUUCUGAGCUUGACGAUCUCACCAAGACACUGCUGCAGAUGAAGGACUACAUCCAGGAAGUCACCUACGCACCAGAAACCUCUGCAUCUGCUGUUCAUGAAGCAAAGGUAAAAGCCACCUUGACUGCAAGCCUAGCGAUUUACUCCUUGCUCCAGUGUCUCCAGGAAAGGGCACAGAAAGACGUAGAACUGUUGGUGCUCCUAAUUACGACCAGCAUGGGGUACCGGGUGGAAAGCAGCACGUUUCAGUACCUCCUUGGAUGUCCAGAAAUUACCUUCAUGACAACUCAAAUGCAAACGGGACAUCAGGAGUAUCUGAAUCUGAAGGAGCAAGACCUUUACAGAGCCCAGGCCCACCUGCUGCUGACGGGUCUGACUGUAACGCCCGAGCAUGAAGCGGUGUCCCCGGAGCAGAAGAAGGAGCGAUUAGUUUUCAUGGAAGAUCACAUGAAAAACUUAUGGUCCACAGAGAUAACAACUCUCCUCGAAAAGCACCGUGCACUCAAAGACUGGGAGAUGCUGGAAAGUGGCUUACAGUCCCUCAUCAGUGGGCACCUGGAUGACACCUGUGAUGAAGCGAAGAAAGACAUCAUAACCAAAGACAUGGAAGACACUUUUCAAAGAGUAGAGCCUUCCAGUCAGCCCAAACCCACACCUGACACCGGCAAAUCCAACGCAGAUCAAGCUGUUGCAAACCAAGACUUCCUCCACUUACUCAAGCGCCUUGGACUAGAAAAUCACUAUCCCAAAAAGAUGGGGAUAGAAGAUUUCCACAUCAUAUACAAGACGUCCUUACACGACAGCCAGCCCAGCAAGGACAAUGAACUACCGUUUUACUUCUUGCAAAAGCUAUUAACGGUGGACUAUCGGGUGAGGUACCUGACUUGCAAGGAGGAGAACAACCCAGGACCCACACCCGGGCCAAACCCCACAGAGCAAGAACAGGAAACCUCAGAUUCCUUUGAGGACUUUUUCACUGAUUUGGAUAAAGCCCGCAGACCUGCACCCAGGGAGAGCCGUGUGCACCCCAUGGACCUCCAGAUGGCAAUUUUUCAUUGUGCCGACGAUUUCAUGAGACAGUACAUGUUGACAAAGCUUGCUUUCUGCCAAUUUGCGCUCCCUCUGCUGGUACCGAACCCCUGCACUUCACAGAUCGAGCUGCCCAUCUGGUCCCUCAGCCAAAUCAAAAAGAGCUGGAAAGGGGCUGAGAAGUCGGGAACGCGGGGGACGAUUAAGAGUCACAAAAACAAACUCAUCUACCAGGCAGAGACGCCCAUCGUGUCCUUCAUCCGCAUCGGCAGUUCUCCCUCCUCUUCCAAGUCUCAGAUCCUGAAUGCUCUGCUGAGCAAACAAAAGCACGACACUUUCUUCCACCGGCACUGCAAAGGCAGCACCAAAGACUGUCUGCUGAUGAAAGGGGUGGUGGAGAUCUCCUGGUACUGUCCCCGGGGCAGCGACGACGACAGCUUUGGCUGCUGCGUGGCUUUCUGCAACCUGCACGGAGACGCGAGGGACCACAAAGAGCAGCUGCAGUUUUUGCAGGAGAUAUCUGCUGUGAACGUGGCUUUUGUGUCCGAGUCUGACCAGAGCGACAGGAGAACCAUGACAAUUUUGCGUGACCUGUGGCAGUCGCAGAGGCCUUUGGUUUGUCUUUUCACUGAAAAGGAGAAUGUGGCAGCUGGCCGAUCCAGCCAGAACGUCAAAAUAGGUAUGAAGAACAGAAACGAGGCAGAAUUGAUGGAGGAGCUGAGCAAAACCAUCAGGGAUCUCCUGGAAAAGUCUAACACCCUUUUCAGCCUCGACGCCUGCCUGGACAGAGCCCGCAAGCACGGCUUCGUAGUCGAUGAGGAUACCGACGCGUGUGUGACAGCCAAAGGAAAGGCUGAGGCGCUGGUGAAGCUCCUGAAGGAAAAGAAGUUGUUUGAGAUCAAAUCCCAGCUGCUGCCUCUUCAGGGAAAACUGUGGUACAUGUGGUGUAAAAAGGACAAGGAGCUCACUCGCCUGCAGGAAAAGGGGAACAAGAGCAUCGAGCACCAUCGGAGCCAAAUUGAGUCAGAGAAGUCAGCCAUAAGAAGAAAGCAGCUGGACAAAGCGUUCCCCCUCAACCAGCUGAUGAAAUCGGUCCUUGAUUUUCUCCAGUCGCAGCCAGCAGACAGCAAGAAAUACUUCCUGCAGUGGAUGAAGGUCUUUAUGGACGACCUGUCCUCCGACCGCCUCGACGAACUGAGGAGGCAGUAUCACCAGUUAUGGUCUGAGAUCCUGGCAAUAAAGAAAAACAGCGAAAAAAAUGAUAUGAAUCCUGUGCUGAUGAGUGAGUUAGAAGCCCUCUCCAAUGAGAUCAACGAUUCCUCCAUUGGCCUCGAGCAUAUCUUGAGAGAGGUAGGGCAGAUCUAUGAAGCUCUGGAAUCAACUAAAUCAAACAAUGAAUAUUUCAACAAACUGCCUGAAAUUGCAGUUGAUCUGAUGGUUUCGGGGUAUCCCAUCGAGCUGAUGGAUGGGGAUGCUUCUUACGUACCACUGCGAUGGGUCAGGGCAAUCUUUGACAGUUUAAUCGAGGAGCUUGGAGACAAGCGAGUGUUCGUUCUCUCGGUGCUGGGCAUCCAGAGCACAGGGAAGUCAACCCUGUUGAACGCCAUGUUUGGGCUUCAGUUUAAUGUCAGCGCAGGGAGAUGCACCCGGGGAGCGUUUAUGCAGCUAAUUAAAGUGGACGAGAAGCUGCAGCAGGAGGUGGACUUCGAUUACAUGCUCGUUGUUGACACAGAGGGACUGCGCGCCAUCGAGUUGGCCAAUAAACAGUCCCUGAAUCACGACAACGAGCUGGCCACCUUUGUCAUUGGCAUCGGCAACAUGACUCUCAUCAAUAUCUUUGGAGAAAAUCCUUCAGAAAUGCAAGAUGUCCUUCAGAUCGCCGUGCAGGCUUUCCUGAAGAUGAAGCAGGUACAUCUUUCCCCGAGCUGCCUCUUUGUACACCAAAAGUUGGGAGAAGUAAUUGCCAAGGAGCAGAACAUGGAAGGACAAAGGCGUCUGCAGGAAAAGCUGGAUGAAAUGACUCUGAUCGCUGCCCAGCAGGAAUUCUGUGAUGUCUCCUGCUUCAGCGACGUCAUCCGCUUUGACGUCAACACCCACAUUCAUUACUUUGCUCACCUGUGGGAAGGAAACCCCCCAAUGGCACCGCCCAACCCCACCUACAGCCAGAACGUCCAGGAAUUAAAGAGCAAAAUCCUCCAGGCUGCCAAGAAGGAGGCACAGGGCAGCGUUUUGAGGUUCUCCAGCUUGAAAGAUCGAAUUAGUGACCUCUGGAACGCUUUGCUGAAUGAAAACUUCAUUUUCAGCUUCAAGAACUCAUUGGAGAUCGCUGCAUACAAGAAACUGGAAACCGCCUUCAGUAAGUGGACCUGGGAUCUGAGGAGCCACUUCUUAGACUUGCAAAUGAAACUGGACAAAAAAAUUUGGAAAGGGGACUUGCAGAAGGUCACCACAGACCACCUUGAAAAACAAGUGCAAGAGACAAGCGAUGCCAUCCUGAAAGACAUGGAAAAGUAUUUCAGUGAAGACAGAGACUGUGAGAUCCUGGUCCAGUGGAAGAGCAGCUCGGAACUGAAGCUGAAAGAACUGAAAGAAUCUCUUCUUCUCGAAACGAGGAAGAAGUGUGAGAAUCUUAUUGAACUGAGGAAGAACCAGUCUAAACUGGAUGAAAGGAAGUCAGAAUAUGAGAACGAGCUCCUGAAAAAGAACAGGGAGUCGGCUCUGUCCCUAAAAGGUCAGAAGUUGAGCGAAAAAGAACUGAGAGACAAAUUUAUUUGUCUCUGGGCAGACUGGAUUUCUGAAGUCUCCUCUGCUGCUCCCCCUCUUGAAGAGGUUGAUAUCGAUGUGGACAUAGAAGCUUUCUUUACCUGUUUCCAGAUUUCCUGCCAAGGAGCCACUUCUGUCACAACAUUUGCCAUUUUCCUGUGUGACAAGAUUGCCCCAGCUCUCCGGCAGGCGGUCUAUGAGAGGACAGCUCUUGCCAUAGCUCGAGACAUGAAGGCUAAAGUCCCAGAUUUCAGGGGCAACAGGGCCUCCCUGGAAGUUUGCCUGCUGAGGUACCUGGCAGAAGAAGAAGACUUUGAGAUGUUCGAGACCUACCUUAGUAGCCCAGAAGAUUUCUUACAGCUUUACAUUUGGAAGCGUGUUGAUGAGUACUGCUCUGAGAACAGGAGGCUGGAGACGUUGUUAGAGAACUCCCUCACCCUCUGCUACGAAUGCAUCCUCUCAGCUGUUUCUGCAUCAACCAAGGUUGUCAAAGACCGAAUAGACAGAAAUGACAAAAUCUCUCUUUGGCUGGAUGCAUUUUGCCAGGAACUUGGAGAGGUGCUAAGCUUGCCCAGAAGGGACCUGAAGGGCAUCGAGCACCAGGAGGUAACAGACAUAGAGUUCCUGAAUAACGCCAUGACAGAAUCGCUGUCUGCCAUGAAGGACCAGCUCAAGAAGGAGCUCGCUGCUGCUGACAUGAACUCCUUCGAAAUCCAGCCUCAUGAAAUCCUGGCGGAGCAGUUUUCGGGGUGCUGGGAGCAGUGUCCCUUUUGUGGGGCUCUCUGCACAAACACCAUGCCGAACCAUGACGUGGACCAUCAGCUCCUCUCCCAUCGGCCAGAAUUUUUGGGGGGAUACAAGUGGCAUAAGACGGACCAUCUGGUCAUUGAUAUUUGUUCUAGUCUCGUCGCAAGUGACUGUUCAUUCAGGAUCGGUGAAGACAAAUGGAUGCCCUACAAGACAUACCGGGAUGCAGGACCUCCUUAUUCCACUUGGAACAUUCUUCCUGAUACAUCCAUGCAAGUGUACUGGAAAUGGUUUGUGUCUCAUUUCCGGGCAGACCUAGAAAUAUUUUACAAUGGGAAAUUUCAAGGCAAAGGAGCAAUCCCUGAUUCCUGGCAGAGAAUUACAAAGCAGGAAGCACUUGACGAGCUGGAGAAACAGUAGGCCAUGUUGAUAAGAAGGAAGAACCACAACUGC